CACACUCAUACACUCAUACACACACACACACGCACGCAUACGCGCACACGCGCGCGCGCUGACGUCUGAAGAACAAAACAACGCUCUUAUCAAAAUCCAAACUUCCUUUUUGGUCUAAAGAACAAAUCCACAGGAGGAGAAUCUCUCUCUCUCUCUCUCUCUCUCUCUCUCUGUGUGUCUCUCUCUCUCUGGUGCUGCACGACUGAUCCGCAGCAGCAGCAGCAGCAGUAGUAGUAGCAGGAGCAGUGUGUUGGUGCUGGUGCUGGUUCUCCCCCUGCAGCCCGGGUGGGCUUUAGGAGCGCGCUGGGAAGUCAUCAUGUGAAGAACAAACAAAAACAACAACAACAACAACAAAACAAGAAACAGAAGAAACCUUUGAUCUCGGACAAAAACAAACAAACAAGCAAACAGGGCUGGAGCGCGAGGAACCGAAAGUGUGAAGGGUGUGUGCGGUAUGUCCGUGGAUGAGCAGCCGGAGGGCCCGAUGUACGUGUAUGAGUCGACGGUGCACUGCUCCAACCUCCUGCUGGGCCUGAACGAGCAGCGCGAGCGCGGUCUGCUCUGCGAUGUCACCGUGCAGGUGGAGGGCAAGCAGUUCCGUGCCCACCGUGCCGUGCUGGCAGCCUGCAGCGGGUACUUCCUGCAGGGCCUGGUGGCACACGGUGACAAAGAGCUCAUCCUCACCAUGCCCGAUGAGGUCACUGCCAGGGGCUUUGCUCCAUUGUUGCAGUUUGCCUACACAGCCAAGUUGCUGCUCAGCCGUGACAACAUCCAGGAAGUGAUACGCUGUGCCGACUUCCUGCGCAUGCACAACCUGGAGGAUUCCUGUUUCCGUUUCCUGGAGGCACAGCUGCGGAGUGAGGAAGAUGGGGCACUGCCCUGCCCAAAGGUGGCACCAGAGAGCAACCAUUCAGAAGAUGAGAACAUGCAAGCUGAGGCAUCGGCCCUGACAACGAAUGCACCAGCAACUUGGGCCGCUUCUCCACGCUCUCGCCGCCAUCCAGAUGCCCUCAAUGCUUUGCGGCGGCCAGGCCACGAGCGCCUGGUACCCAACGCUGACUUCCCAGAUGGCCAGUUGGACUCAGAUCAGCAGGUCUCCUCGGAUUUGCCACGCUGCCCCAAAUACAGGAAGUACCAGCAGGCUUGUAGUAAGCACAACACCAACGAGAGCUCCUCACAUACCAGUAGUACCUCAGGUUUCCCAAGCACAUUGCUCAGCGGGCCAGCUGUGACUCACAUCAAGCAGGAGCCGCAGGAGGGCGAGGACGAGCCCAUCACACUGGGUCUGUCAGGCGAUGAGGAUGACGGCAGGGAUAAGGACAAUGGCACGACCGACAUGGAGUUGGAUGGUAAUGGACUGCAUGGCCUCUUGAAGCGCGGCAUCUCGGACUUAUCCAACACUUCCCAGCAGCUUAACGCCAGCAGACUGGCCUGUGCCCAGGUCAAAGAAAGCACUCAGGGAGAGCACAAAAAGGACUACCGGCCUUCACAGGUGCCUGUGGCCUUCCCCAAAGAUGCUGACAACUUCUCCACGGGACUGUCUCUGAGGCCGGCAUCAUGUGAUGGUGUGUGUAAACAGGAAGGAGAGAUAGACCGGCGCAGUGUCAUCUUUUCAUCAGGAGCCUGUGAGCAGCUGCCCACACCUGCCCAUUCCUAUCCAGGCAGCAACUCCCAUGACAAGGAGCUGUCUGACCACCUACCCAAAGGACUGUGCUUUGGUGGCAGUCAGUCGCUGCCGAGCUCACAAAGUUUUUCUUCCGGUGCUGCUUCCGGCGAAGUGCCGACACUCCUCUGCCGCCAAAGGCCCAACACCAGCUGCCCUGUGCCCAUAAAGGUGUGCCCACGCUCACCGCCCUCCGAGACACGCACCCGCACCUCCAGCUCCUGCUCGUCGUAUUCCUAUGCCGAAGAUGGCAGCGGUGGCUCUCCCUGCAGCCUGCCACAGUUCGAGUUCUCCUCAUCACCCUGCUCCAACAUGACUCGUUGCAUGCCAACUGACCCUCCAGAACUGGUCCCUGGUACUGACGGGCUGUUCGGCCCAGCAAGGCCAAAAAUCAAAUGCGAGCAGGCGUAUGGAACCAACUCAAGCGACGAGUCUGGAUCCUUUUCUGAAGGAGAUGUUCAGGAGCAAGGAACAGAAAUCAAGCUCCCUUUUCCCGUAGAUCAAAUCACGAAUCUUCCACGCAACGACUUCCAGAUGAUGGUGAAGAUGCACAAGCUGACGUCAGAGCAGCUCGAGUUUAUUCAUGACGUGCGGCGACGGAGUAAAAACCGCAUCGCUGCCCAGCGCUGCCGGAAGAGGAAACUCGACUGCAUCCUCAACCUGGAGUGCGAGAUACGCAAACUGGUAUGUGAGAAGGAGAAGCUUCUCACCGAGAGGAAUCAGCUGAAGGCCUGCAUGGGCGAGCUGUGGGAGAAUUUCUCCUGCCUGUCUCAGGAGGUGUGCCGGGACGUCCCACUGAGCCCCGAGCAAGUCCAGUCUCUCCAUCACUACUGCCCCGUGUUACGACCCACCUCCGACCCCGCCUCUCCCGCCCACCCGCCGGCUCAGCCCGCCAGCAUCGACCUCACCAUCCGCUCCGGGGCCGGCACGCCCGAACCUGAAUUCCUCAACCCGCCCGCCGCAAACGACACGCACCAGACACCAGCAUCGUCCCAGUGUCACUUAGGGAACGGAGACGCGGAGGAGACGACGCCCGGCUCGGGUUACCUCAACACGGGCCGGUCUUUAGAACAGUCCAAUCAGACGGUGACGGUAGACUUCUGUCAGGAGAUGACCGAUAAAUGUACAACUGACGAACAGCCGAGAAAGGACUGUACCUAG
Molecule: messenger RNA, 2824 nt
Organism: Clarias gariepinus (North African catfish)
Lineage: Eukaryota; Metazoa; Chordata; Actinopteri; Siluriformes; Clariidae
Gene: bach2b
Product: BTB and CNC homology 1, basic leucine zipper transcription factor 2b
Exons: 5
Coding region: 455-2824 (789 amino acids)
Biological process (GO): regulation of transcription by RNA polymerase II
Molecular function (GO): DNA-binding transcription factor activity, RNA polymerase II-specific; RNA polymerase II cis-regulatory region sequence-specific DNA binding; protein binding
Source: RefSeq, a predicted model, not a curated record